This is a messenger RNA of Amoebophrya sp. A25, 1864 nucleotides long. The record is from the annotation of a GenBank genome assembly. NCBI's taxonomy places the organism in Eukaryota, Dinophyceae, Syndiniales, Amoebophryaceae.
GUUCGCUGAGGACCAUGUCUUCUUCACCUUCUUGGGGAAGUGCCAAGAAUUCAAAAGGUCGAGUACUUAGUUCUUUCCGAAUGCUUCCUGAGAUGAAUCGUGAUCUCCUUCCUUCGAUCUGACACUUGAAUUGGAGUAUUGCCUUCGAGAGCGGCAGGUGUGCUUCAUGAUGAUAGACUCCCGAUUCGAUGACUCAGUAAAAGCAGUAGAGAUGAUCUUUGCUCGUCACAGGAAUGAAUGAAGAAUGGCGCUUCUACGUUGUCGUCAGGUUCUUCCACUGGGUGGUUUGCGAGUAGAGCUCUUGUAUUUCGGUGAGAGCCACGUAUACGGAGCUGGCGGUGUGCCAGCACUGCUUGGUGCAUGGGAGCGCAGCAAUGGAUGCAAAUUAGACGCUUUCUGCAUCGAGAGUCACCCCACUGAACUACGUCGAUUUUGGGAAGUCACGCCUGGACUAAGCUCAAUUUUGCUAAAGUUUCGCCGGGUUUACUGUCUAGACCGUCCGGCAUCGACAACGCAACGGCGAUUGCGCGCCGCUGCCCAACCACUUGAGUUGCUGCGUUCCCGGCGACACCGCGGAAGCGCAAAACUAAUCUCGUCGGAUGGGGAUCCUACGUUAGGAGAGAAUCCUUCGUUAGGAGGAAAAGAAAAAUCGCGAACUAAGUAUUCUAGAGGGGACGUUCAAGGAAGAGCCUGCGGGGCAGGAGUGCAGGCCCUCGAAGGCCCACAUGACACUCGCUUGAACAGCACGCCGUUUCAUUCGGAAAAUGGUAAAGAAGCGGACGUGCUGCCAACCGAGAAGAGAACAGGUUUGAUGGAGGGCGGAGCACUUCGUCCGACCAAUCCUGCUCUUUUGCCAACGAUGGAGAGCUUUGCUCGCCUGGGACAGUGGCGGGCAGAUUUCCAACGGGAUUGCGAGAACUGUUUUCGCGUCCUACAAUCUGAGCGGGAGGAGCUCAUGGCAUUGCGGUUAAUGCUGGCGUGCGAAGACCUUAGAGCCGCUGCAGUCGAAGAAACCAAUACUAGUACGAUUCCUCGCGCAGUGAGUGCGGCCUCUGAUCAAUGCUGCGAGGGCAGACCAACAAAAAGACAAAGUGGGGAGGGUAAAUCGGUUCUGCCACUCGAUGCCGUUCUGUUGCAGCGUCGGCAACGAGAGAUUUUGCCUCCCUCUAUUGACAUAGAGCGACGCUUAACGCAGCCACGCCAAGUGCUGCGGUUGGGGAUUCUUUGUGGUGCGUCUCACAUAUAUGGUUUGGCUUCAAGUCUCGAGCGACUGCGAGGCUGCAACGAUUUUUGGCUCGCAAAUAGGCUUACUCUGCCGAUGCUGGCUGCUGAUCACCAGGCUUCAUGCUGUGAAGAAAUGAGCUGCUCGAUGAGUCGGCGUGAGAGAGAAGAACAAGGGGAAGGGAGGUACUUUAGUGCUGACGGGAAACGAAACGAAAUUCGGGAUCUCGAUGAACGCACAAGUACCUCUGCCAUGCUGGAUGUUGGCCGACAAUUACAGGAAGCCCUUUUUCCUUUGCUCAAGAUUGACCCGAUUAAAACCGAGUGGAAUGACUUUCACGGCAAUGCCUUUGAGCGUGUUAGGGAGUUGGAAGACGGUGGUGGCCCGUCACUGUAUCCGUUCUUAUUGCUCGGCCAUGUUGUUUUCGCGUCAGUGUGCUUCUACAUUCCGUAUCAAGCUGAUAUGUAUCUCUUUCGUAAAAAGAUGGCCGGAAUGGCAAAAUUAGAAACCACAACAGAACCUCCUAUGCAAUCAGAAAGCAGAACAGAAAAAUCCAGCACAGAAGAUCAUGCCCACCAAUCCAUACAUAUUGCAAACAAGGAAGCACGACCACAUGAUAAGAAUGUAGUUGAGUUGAUAUCU